Messenger RNA from Papaver somniferum (opium poppy), 2124 nucleotides. RefSeq lists its product as uncharacterized. The coding region runs from base 1 to 2124 and encodes 707 amino acids. The record is from RefSeq and is a predicted model, not a curated record. The transcript has a single exon. NCBI's taxonomy places the organism in Eukaryota, Viridiplantae, Streptophyta, Magnoliopsida, Ranunculales, Papaveraceae.
AUGGAUAAAAGCUGGAUGUACGAGAGAAACAAGUUGAGUCCUAAAUUCUUAAAAGGGGUUCAAUCGUUUAUUCAGAUGGCAUCUAAUUAUAUGGCGGAGAAAAACAUGGAUAAAUGUUUAUGUCCAUGUGCAAAUUGUAUAAACGCAAACGGUCAUGUUUCAUUGAAUUUUGUCGAAAGCCAUCUAUAUAAAUAUGGAAUGGCAGGAAGUUACACGAUAUGGAUACAUCAUGGAGAAGUUGAUCCUUAUUCCCAAAAUCAGCCUAAUCCAAGUUCCGCCAACGUUGAUAUUGAUGAUGAUGAUGAUGAUUAUGAGGACGACGAUGAAAUAGUUGAAAUGAUACACACACAAAUCGAAUCGAGACGGUUGGAUAGUCAAGGAGAAGGAAUGGAUACUGGUCGUGAUGAUAAGGGUGAAGUAGAUUUUGGAGAGUUUGCUGAGUUAUUAAGUGAAGCCAAAGAAGAAUUGUAUCCUGGCUGCACAGAUUUUUCGUCAUUGACGUUCCUUAUAAAGUUGAUGCAUAUCAAGGUACUAAAUCACAUGAGUAACAAGUGCUUUGAAAUGCUCCUCCAACUGCUGAAACUAGCUUUUCCAAAAACCAAUAGGAUUCCGAAGUCAUACUAUGAUGCCAAGAAGAUGCUUCGUGACUUGGGAUUGGGUUAUGAAUCAAUCCAUGCAUGCAAAAAUGAUUGUGCACUCUUUUGGAAAGAGCACAGUGAAAGAGUUGAUUGUCCUGUUUGUCAUGAGUCUAGGUACAAAAUUGACGAUGGGAAAGGCAAGAAAAUCCCGCACAAGAUAUUGCGAUAUUUUCCAUUAAAACCUAGAUUACAAAGGUUAUUUUCAUCAAAACACACAGCUAAAGAUAUGCGAUGGCACAAAGACAAGUAUGACCAGAAAGAAGGCGUUUUGAAGCAUCCUGCUGAUGGGGAAGCUUGGAAAGAUUUUGAUAAUCGGUAUCCAUCGUUUGCACAAGAUCCACGUAACGUUCGAAUUGGUUUGGCCACCGAUGGAUUUAAUCCUUUUGGAAACAUGAGCAACUCAUACAGCAUGUGGCCGGUGAUACUUAUACCUUAUAAUCUACCUCCUUGGAAAUGCAUGAAGGAGCCUUUUUUCAUGAUGUCAUUACUUAUUCCUGGCCCACAAGCACCUGGCAGAGAUAUUGAUGUAUAUUUGCGUCCUUUGAUUGAUGAACUGAAAGAAUUGUGGGAUACUGGUGUGGAAACUUAUGAUGCCUCAAGUGAAAAAAGUUUUCGUAUGCAUGCAGCUGUGUUGUGGACCAUUAAUGACUUUCCAGCAUAUGCCAAUUUGUCUGGAUGGAGUACAAAAGGGUAUUUAGCUUGUCCUGUUUGCAAUGAAGAUGCACCAUCAAUUAAAUUGAGGAGCAAGAUAUGUUAUAUGGGCCAUCGUCGAUACCUGUCCCCUGAUCAUAAGUGGAGACAGAGUUAUCUUCAUAAUGGAAAACACGAUUAUCGGUCUCCACCUAAGAAGUUUACAGGAGAUGAACUUUUGUCCCAGAUGAACAAUAUUAGGAAUACCAAUCCGGGAAAGCAUCCGGAUAUAUAUGACAAGAAUCGUAAGCGUUGUCCUGAUGAAUUAAACUGGGUAAAGAAGAGCAUAUUCUACGAGCUUCCAUAUUGGAAAGAUCAUUUAAUCAGACAUAAGCUUGAUGUGAUGCAUAUUGAGAAAAAUAUAUGUGAUAACAUUGUGGGAACAUUGAUGAACAUUGAAGGAAAAAAAAAAGAUACAAUGAAAGCUCAUUUAGAUUUGGAAGACAUGAACAUAAAGAAAGAGCUGCAUCUUAAACGCGUAGGAAACAAAUUCAUAAAACGUCCUGCGUGUUAUACUUUGUCACCAUAUCAAAGGAGAGAUUUUUCUAAAUUCCUAAAAUCGGUGAAGUUUCCAGAUGGUUAUGCCGCUAACAUAUCAAGGAGUGUUAACGUUAAUGAAGGAAAGAUAUCCGGUCUCAAAAGUCAUGAUUGUCAUGUUUUAUUACAAAGGCUACUCCCUGUCGGGAUUCGACCUUACCUGAAAAAAGAUUUAUGCACUCCCUUGAUUGAGUUGUGCAAUUUCUUUCAUGAUUUGUGUGCAAAGACAUUGACUGUAGCUCACUUGGAUGAACUCUAA